Triticum dicoccoides is the source of this 1104-nucleotide messenger RNA. RefSeq names its product BTB/POZ and MATH domain-containing protein 2-like. The transcript has a single exon. NCBI's taxonomy places the organism in Eukaryota, Viridiplantae, Streptophyta, Magnoliopsida, Poales, Poaceae. Gene Ontology annotation, molecular function: protein binding. The record is from RefSeq and is a predicted model, not a curated record. Gene Ontology annotation, biological process: protein ubiquitination. Bases 1 to 1104 code for a protein of 367 amino acids.
AUGGGAAGCACAAACACCCCGGCCACGCGCCACGCCGCGGACACGGUGGGGGUGCAGCAAGGCUCUCACGUGUUCGAAAUCUCAGGGUACAGCCUGCACCGGUCGCUACUACACGGCGGCUGCGCAACGUCGGACGCGUUCUCCGUCGGAGGCUACAACUGGCAAAUUCGGGUCUACCCCUGGGGUGUCUUCGACCUCGAUUAUUAUAGAGACUACGUGGGGGUGUUCCUCGAUUUAUGCAGCGACCACAGGGUGACGGCGUCCUUCAGGUUCAGUCUGGUAGACGUCACCGGAUCUUCGCCGCCGCACACGAUGACAAAGACGCGCGAAUUCGGUUCCGGCGGUCGCAGCUGCUCCGGCGAUUGGGUGUUCAAGAAAAGGAGCGAGCUGGAGGCGUCGCCUUACCUCCGCAACGAUCGCUUCACCAUUGAGUGCGUCGUCACAAUUGUCGAGGAUGAGAAAUCGUUUGUCGAGGAGGCCCCGCCGUCGGACAUCACGGAUCAUCUUGGGAAGCUGCUGCAGGGGAAAGAGGGGACGGACGUGAUUUUCGAGGUCCAAGGAGAGGCCUUUCCCGCCCACAAGCUGGUGCUCGCGAUGCGAUCGCCGGUGUUCAAAGCAGAGCUGUAUGGCGCGAUGAGAGAGAAGGACAUGAGUCGUAUUGCCAUCAAUGACAUGCAGCCCGUUGUGUUUGAGGCCCUGCUUCAUUUUAUAUACACCGAUUCACUGCCUGCCAUGGAUGAUCUUGGACGUGAUGACUAUAGAGAUAUUGUCAGCCAUUUGCUUGUCGCCGCGGAUCGGUAUGCCAUGGAGAGGCUGAAGAUUAUAUGUGAAAACAUCCUUUGUAAGAACAUCGAUGCGAAGACGGUGGUGACUACGCUGGCUUUGGCUGAUUGGCAUCACUGCGGCAGGUUGAAUGAUGCAUGCAUUCGGUUUAUUGCCACUUUGGAUACACGGGGAAUGGAUGACAUGAUGGCAAGCCAAGGGUAUGUUACGCUCAAAACCACAUGUCCAUUGGCCUUAGUUGAACUGUUGGAGAAGACAAGUAGGCUCGCCAAAUCGAAGUCAUCUAUUCAUAUUGGUAGUUUAUUAGUGCAUGCAUACUAA